Diatraea saccharalis (sugarcane borer) is the source of this 2751-nucleotide messenger RNA. The record is from the annotation of a GenBank genome assembly. NCBI's taxonomy places the organism in Eukaryota, Metazoa, Arthropoda, Insecta, Lepidoptera, Crambidae.
AUGUAUUUUUAUGAACGUUUUUGUGUGUGGCUGGGACAUUUGAAAUUAUCCCGUGUUAUAUUGUUAGUUUCUGUUAUUUUAUUCGUGGUGCCGCUUUUCACGCAUUAUUAUUUGUCUAAGUAUGAGUCAACUUUGGGGUCAUUAAGUAAUAAUCAUAUGCGACAUACAUUGGAAGCACUUGGUGAUUUAUCUACAAUGAAUGUAGUAGAUCUGAAAGUCAGGAUUGAAGAGAUGCUUAGAAUUAAGGCCUCUGUAUCUACUGAGUUACGUGAAUUGGAAGCUAGACGUGCUCGACUACAGCGAGAAGCGGUGGCGGCUAGUGCUAAAGCGGAUAGCGCGAAAGCAGAGCAUGCCCGUGCAGCAGCAGAAUUGCAACGGUUACGCGUUUCUGCCGACCAGGCUCGUCUCGCGCAACUUGAAGCUAUCCGCAGGGACUCUCCUGAACUAGCUCCCCCAUUACAAAUACUAUCAGUCAGACCUCCACCCAUCCUACCACCUAUCGAGUCCACCUCAGAACCUCAUUGCCGCAUGUUUUCCUGCUUUGACCAUUCCCGUUGCUCUCUAACUUCAGGAUUCCCGGUCUAUUUGUACGAUCCCGACAUCUACGCACCUUUUGCUAGUUCCGAAGUGGAUGGCUUCCUGAAAACCACAUUACGUCAAACGUUAGGUUACAACACUCAUCUAACAAGAGAUCCAAAUAAAGCCUGUGUUUACAUGGUCCUUGUUGGUGAAGCUUUUCCGUUCGAGAAAACCUCGUCAACAACUGAGUCGUAUAAACUGUUGUUGAAUGAGACUGCUCUCAAAGGAUUACCGUUUUGGGGAGGCGAUGGCAGAAAUCAUGUUUUGAUGAAUUUAGCACGGCGUGAGCUUUCUGUUGGGUCCGGAGAUGCCUUUCGUGGCGUGUCGACAGGAAGAGCUAUUAUCGCUCAGUCUACAUUCACACACAAUCAAUUUAGACCAGGUUUUGAUAUAAUAACACCACCUGCAUUAGGCCCACCGGGUGGUGAUGUGUGGCUUGAUUGCGCACCUAUAGCACCUGCAAGAAGAAAAUAUUUGAUAAGCUUUCAGGGAUCUCAACCGCCUGCAAAAGGACUUGACAAGGAUCAGGAUCAAAAACUCGUUGAAUCUCUGCAGAAGACAAGUCCGUCGCCUGAUACAUUCUUUUUGCAAUUCGAAUGUGAUCCUCCCGUAGAAAAGAGAUCUUUACUACCUAUUGGAGAUUGGGCAUUAUGUGGCACUGAUCGUUCACGACGCGCGGUACUGAGAGAUUCUACGUUCGUACUUAUUCUGGCUCCAGCCGAUCGAACUUAUACAACGACAGCAUUGCUGCAAGCGCGUUUAUACGAGGCAUUGAGAUCUGGCGCUAUUCCAAUUAUUCUUGGUGGUGAUAGAAUACGUCUUCCGUACGAUGAAGUGUUGGAUUGGAAACGAGCGGUUAUAGCGCUUCCGAAGGCACGAGUCACUGAACUCCAUUUCUUGUUACGGGCGAUGUCGGAUGCUGAUCUGUUGAUGUUUAGAAGACAAGGCCGUGUUCUUUGGGAACGAUACCUCAGUUCUGUUCAAACUAGUAUAGAUUCAUUACUGGCUACAAUUCGAUCUCGUUUGAAUAUUCCGGCACCGCCAGCGUCACCUACCGUAGGAGCGCCAGGUUUCAAUGAGUCAUAUUAUCCACUGAAAAUAGAUCCUCCAGCAGUUGAUACUGAACCAGAAGAAACUCUCGGGCCUUUGGAAGCUCCAUAUGCGAGUCCAGCAUAUCGGCGAAAUUAUUCAAUAGGUUUAUUGCAUGGAUACGAACUGUGGAACGACUGGGGUGAGCCAUUCGUUUUGUAUCCGCAAUUGCCUUGGGAUCCGAUGGUGACGUCAGAGGCACGGUUUAUCGGUUCCGCGGCUGGGUUCAGACCGAUAGGUGCCGGUGUAGGUGGGUCGGGUAAAGAGUUCAGCGAGGCGCUUGGCGGUGAUAGGCCGAGGGAACAGUUCACCAUCGUGAUAUUGACGUAUGAACGCGAGGCGGUACUCGCCGCUGCACUUACUAGACUCCGAGGCUUGCCGUAUUUGAAUAAGGUGAUAGUUGUAUGGAAUGGGCCUUCGCCACCUUCGUCUGCAUCGUCGUGGCCCGAGAGCGGGGCUCCGGUAGCCGUCGUACGAGCAACGAGGAAUUCUCUCAACAACCGAUUCUUACCGUACCAUCUUAUAGACACUGAAGCUGUACUAUGUGUGGAUGAUGAUGCUCAUUUGCGUCAUGACGAGAUCGUCUUUGCAUUCAGAGUGUGGCGUGAACAUAGAGAUCGUAUCGUGGGAUUCCCUGGACGAUAUCACGCGUGGGAUAUUAAUUUCAACAACGGUUUUCUCUACAACUCCAAUUACAGUUGCGAGUUAAGUAUGGUACUGACUGGUGCGGCAUUCGUCCACCGUUAUUACCUGUGGGCGUAUUGGCGCGCUUUACCCGCCGCUGUACGAGAUUACGUCGACGAGUAUAUGAACUGCGAGGAUAUCGCUAUGAACUUCCUAGUAGCGCACAUCACUAGGAAACCACCGGUCAAGGUGACGUCACGUUGGACGUUCAGAUGUCCAGGCUGUCCGGUCACACUGUCAGCGGACGAGACACAUUUCCACGAGCGGCAUAAAUGCAUACAGUUUUUCUCACAGGUUAUGGGAUAUACACCUUUAUUGUCUACGCAGUAUCGAGCUGACUCAGUACUUUUCAAAACGCGAAUACCUCAUGACAAACAGAAGUGUUUCAAAUUUAUUUAG